Messenger RNA from Cylindrotheca closterium, 924 nucleotides. NCBI's taxonomy places the organism in Eukaryota, Bacillariophyta, Bacillariophyceae, Bacillariales, Bacillariaceae. The record is from the annotation of a GenBank genome assembly.
AUGAUGCUCGUACCAGAACCAACACCCUUGGAUACAUCGCGAAUGACACAGGUUCAAAAAGUGUCCAUAUUUGCAAUGCCAUACUCACAUUUUUUUUUGGAAGCUUUGAAGCCACUGCUGCUGAAUGAUCCAAAAGCUAACCUUAUUGACUCAAAUCGCUAUGCUAAUACAAGUCCAAGAGAACCAAUACAUCCGGUCUCAGAGUGCUCAAAAGAGUUAGAACGAAUCCAAAUGAAAAACCCUAAUGAACGGCAACGCCAGGUCAAAGAGCUUCCGAGGCAGUCCGGUAAAAGUCAGACGAAGAAUUAUUCCAAUCAUACCAGCCUUUGUUGGAGCAAACAGGUCCAGCAAUUGAUCCGAUUUAAGGAAGAGCACAAUCACUGCAAUGUCCCUCUCAAUUACGCAAAGGACAUGAGUCUAGCUAACUGGACGAAGCGGCAGAGAAGACAAUACCGCCUGAAGAUCGAAGGUCGCCACUCUACAAUGACGGACGAACGCCAACAGGUGUUGGAGCAGAUUGGCUUUGUUUGGGACUCGCAUGCAGCAAGUUGGAAUGAACGAUGGGGACAACUGCGAGACUUUCAAAAGGAACAUGGACAUUGUCUUGUUCCGAAGAAGUAUCCAAAGAAUCAAAAGCUGGCCGUUUGGGUGAAGGUCCAGAGAAGGCAGUUCAAAUUGUGGAAGAGAGGUCAAUCCUCCAACAUUACAAAAGAGAGGGUAGAACUCUUGAACCAGUUGAAUUUCGUCUUUAACCCAACAGACCAGUACAAAGAACGAAACAAAGAAGGAUCGUCAUCUGAAGAAGAGACGUCGGUAUCUAGUCACGGCAGCGCCUUGCAAGAAAGGAUAAAACACUGGAAGCUAGAGGAACAAACCGUGCUUUCUUCUCUAACCUUGAGGGACUCAGAGAUGUUCCCUUUGUAA